AUGGCUUAUCGAGGGAGAAAAUCAAGUGAGUUUGACAAACUCCAGAAGGAGAACUCACAGAUGAAGAGCGUCAUCGAAAACCUGAGGAAGCAAAACAUGGCUUUAAACCAACAGGAUGACCAGGACAAGUUUUCAAGUUUUGGCUAUCAGGAGAGCUACCCAAUCCCAGAGGGCCAUCGUGGCUUCAUCAGUGAUGCCAGACUUCUGCUGAUGCAGAGAGCUGAGAGAGAGGCCAUGGAAGCAAAGCAAAGAAAGAUAAGUGCUAUCCAUGAGAAUUAUGUCCGGACUGCUCUCAUCGGGAAUGUGGUGGGAGUGGACGGAGCCCAAGGUCGACCUGGAUCUCACUCUCUGGAGUCCAUCCAGGUAAAUAAAUCAUUCAGCAGCAGUAGCGUGUGGCCUGUUCCCGUCCCUCCCACUGGAGCUCCCUCCAAGAGGGGCAAGAAGAAGAAGGGCAGGCGAGGAGUCAAAGCCCUGAAAGUCCAGUCAGAUCAGGGCUGUGCUGACAACAACGGACCCAUUGACCUGAUGGAGGAGGUGAGGGACAUCGAGGCUCACCUGAAGGAGGAGGCCUGGAAGGGGGUACAUGAGGUGAAGGCCAUGGGCAGGAGAAGUUUGGGCUCGGACAUGUCCAUGGGGGAAAUAGCCACCAGCUCUCUGGGAAGCCUGAGCUCAGUGGAUAUGAACACCCCUGCUGAGCUCCGUGACUACUUGGAUGUUGGGACCCCGGUCAAGUUGCGUGACAGCCCACCCAGGCCUGCUCCCCCUCCUACCAAACCCAGGAGCAAACAGCCUCGGCCUAUAAGGUUCCUUAGCCUGCCAAAGGCUGCCACCGGCUCAGGGAGAAGAAGAUCGAGGGUUUGACCUCUCUCCGUGUGAUGGCUCAGAACCACAUGGACAUACUGAUGCCUAAACUCCAUGAUAUCUGCCUUGCCAUUAUAAAUGAGGUGAAGAACCUGCGCUCUGCAGUGUCCUGUGCUGCCAUGGCCACACUGGGUGACAUGUACGUUCACCUCCAGAGGGCCAUGGACAGUGAGGUGGAGGGGACGGCACGCGUGCUGCUGCACAAAGCCAGCGAGGCCAACACCUUCAUCCGGCAGGGCGCCAACUUUG
This is a messenger RNA of Oncorhynchus masou masou (cherry salmon), 1110 nucleotides long. RefSeq lists its product as uncharacterized. Lineage: Eukaryota; Metazoa; Chordata; Actinopteri; Salmoniformes; Salmonidae. The record is from RefSeq and is a predicted model, not a curated record. The transcript has 6 exons. Bases 1 to 861 code for a protein of 286 amino acids.